Spodoptera litura is the source of this 1604-nucleotide messenger RNA. RefSeq names its product estradiol 17-beta-dehydrogenase 8. NCBI's taxonomy places the organism in Eukaryota, Metazoa, Arthropoda, Insecta, Lepidoptera, Noctuidae. Gene Ontology annotation, biological process: fatty acid biosynthetic process. Gene Ontology annotation, molecular function: oxidoreductase activity, acting on the CH-OH group of donors, NAD or NADP as acceptor; quinone binding. The record is from RefSeq and is a predicted model, not a curated record.
AACAGUUGUUUGAUAAAGCUGAUAAGCGUGCAGUAGGGAAAGUUCAAAGUCAAACUUUCUAAACACACGACAGGUUCUUAUUUCCCUCGUAUUAUAAGUCUACAAUUUAUAACUUAUAAUAAAUAAAAAUGGUGUCAGGAAUAGUGGCUGGAAGAUUGGCUCUAGUGACCGGUGCUGGAUCCGGUAUAGGUAGAGCAGCAUGCCAGGUUUUAUCCAGAGAGGGUGCCAUAGUUGUGGCAGCUGACAAGAACUAUGAAGCAGCCAUGGAAACCAUUAAAACUCACACAGCUUUAGCUUCUGGCAAAAAUGAUGCAGACCACAUGGCAGUGGAACUCGAUGUCUCCAAUUCAACAGCAGUGAGAAACCUGUUAACAACUAUAUUGCAGCAAUAUAAGGCACCUCCGACAAUAGUAGUGAACUCUGCUGGUAUCACUAGAGACAACUGGCUGCUGAAACUGUCUGAGGAGGAUUAUGAUAGUGUGCUAAAUACUAAUUUGAAGGGCACUUUUCUAGUAAUGCAAACGUUUUCAAAGGCGAUGUCAGAAGCAGGACUACCAGGCUCGAUUGUAAAUCUUUCCAGUAUUGUAGGCAAAUAUGGGAAUAUGGGUCAAACCAAUUACGCAGCAAGUAAAGCUGGUGUUAUCGGCAUGACACAAUCUGCAGCUCAAGAAUUAGGAAAAUUCAACAUUAGAGUAAACGCGAUACUACCAGGCUUCAUAGAAACUCCAAUGGUUAAGACUGUUCCUGAGAAGGUCAUACAAGGAAUCAUGAAGCAAGUACCUUUGGGACGACUUGGGUCUCCUACUGAACUAGCGGAAGUGAUUGCCUUCUUGAGUUCGGACAAGAGCUCAUUUAUGACAGGAGCAUCAAUCGACGUUACCGGUGGAUACUAGUUAGCCAAAACCUUGUCAGCCAAAAUGUCUAGACUUCCAUAGUUUUCAACAAAACACUAGAUACUUAAAAUAUUUUAUUUUAAUUCAGUUAUUGCGAGGGAUUAUUUUGGGUAAGAGAGUACUUAGUUAUAUUAAUUGGUGUGUAUCUACAGACGAAAAUACAAAAUAGCCGUAUGCAUAAGAGGUACUUGAUGUUGUAAUAGUCCAGUACAAUGCACUGCAAAGUUUGAAACUCUACUGAUAAUGCACAAUAAAAAUGUUAAACUGUCAAACACCAAGCGGUCACCGGUGACCGCAACCUAUUGUUCUAUAAUUGUGUCUACAAAACCGGUACUCGACGAGUUAAAUUAGUCUUUUAAGGGUACAAUUGAUUACCAUGAUUCAUUUUUGCAUAAAAUAAAUUGUUAAUGAUAGAAUUAUGUGCAUGUAUGUAUACAGUUUGUUAUAUUUUUCUCUAUAAACAAUAAAAUGUACUUCUAGUCUUUAGAUUAUUUCAAUUGAAAAAUGUUAUAUAAUAUUUUUAGCAGACAUUUACAAAUUCUUGAAGUUUGAUAAUACAUACAGUAUUAUCAACUGUCAGUAUAGUAUGUAAUAGUGUAAAAAUGCAACAAAUGUGUCUUCAACACCUGUGAUAUUUUCCAUAUACUUCGAAUUUUACUAUAAUUGUUACACUAAAACCAUUUAGUUUAAAUAAAGGGUUGAAUGUUGUUA